AACAGGCUACACUGCCAACAUUGUUCUCUUACAAUAGAAAACCAAAACGAGGAGCUCGUAGAGCACAUUCCCCUCUGCGAACACCUUCGGACUAAAUGUUUGAUCAUCUUCUCGACAACAUUUGAUUUCUAAAAAUCUGGGAAUAAUGUUUUCCUAUUUUAUUUUUCUGGUCGCCUCCUCAGUUACUUUUCUGUGCACCCACCAAGUGUCCAGUCAAGAUUCUAGCUGCACAGAGAAUCCUGUGUUCACUCCAUCUGCACUGGUAGUGAAGUACGGUGACCCAGCCAAUGUUACAUGUGUUGUAUGUCAGAAGGACUGCAGUGGAGAUGCUUCAGGUUUGGAGCACCCUGUGGGAAAUGUUUCACAAAAUGGAUCCACGAUGUUCUGGACAGUUGACAGACUGACUGAAUGGGAAUUAUCUCUACUGUGCUAUCAUACCAAUGAUGCUGGCGAUCAGUGUGCAAGCAUUCUGAAUCCAACUCUUUAUCAGCCUCCAGAAAGUGUCUCCAUCAGCUUUGUAAACCACACUGAGAUGAUGUUUGAGAAUCAGCAGUACACCCUGCAGUGUAGCGUACAGAACGUAGCUCCUGUUCAAAGCCUCAAUGUGACCUUCUACAGAGGAAACACAGCACUGGGUCACCUACAGUCCAACAGUGAACAUAAGAAACCCGUGAAUGAGACCUUCACUCUGAACAUCACCCCCAGUAGAGAAGAUGAUGGAGCCCAGUACUGGUGCGAAACCAAGCUGGAGCUGAGACCAGCUGGACCACAGCCCCCUCCAGUGGUGACAUCAGAAAGUGUCAAUGUUACAGCCUACUUUCUAAAAGCCGUCGGCUCGGCCUCGGCUAUCGCCUUCAAUGUGACGGCCUACCAUCGCUCGCUGCGCUCCUUCCUGCCUGCCAAAGAAAACCAGAACAUAACCUCAUCAGUCAUCUACUUCAUGUGGAUCCUGGUGCUCUUCUCUUCUCGUCUCACUGCCCCUCGCUCUUUUCGCCUCCUCUUUCAUCCAAACCCCGAAAAAGACAACACAGAGCAACAACCCGAAGAUGAGGUGGGAUUUUGUAUGCUUGUCCCUGCACCAAAGAUUGCAGACCACCGUCCAUCCUCCCCAUCAGCACACUGCAAUAAAAGAAUGAGGAAGUUGGCUGAGAACGUCUACUGCUGA
This is a messenger RNA of Pundamilia nyererei, 1165 nucleotides long. RefSeq lists its product as uncharacterized. The coding region runs from base 146 to 1165 and encodes 339 amino acids. The record is from RefSeq and is a predicted model, not a curated record. The transcript is spliced from 5 exons. Gene Ontology annotation, biological process: cell adhesion. Gene Ontology annotation, molecular function: integrin binding. Gene Ontology annotation, cellular component: membrane. NCBI's taxonomy places the organism in Eukaryota, Metazoa, Chordata, Actinopteri, Cichliformes, Cichlidae.